AUGAACGACCUUCUCGUUCCGCUCAUCGACGAGGCUCUGGCGACUGGCGACGUUGUCAUCUUUGAUCUCGCCUCUGAGCUCCGCAACUACGUCUCCGAGCACAAUACCGAGGCCCGCUCGCUCCGCGAGGAAAUGCUCGAGCGGACAAAGACUGUCGCUUCGCCGUCACGCCCGCCGUUUGCCUCGUCGGCUCCAGACGACGGUCCGUCGCCUCUAGCCUCGCCUGUUCCGGUUGUAGCCUCGCCCAUGCUUCGCUCGCCAGCCUCGCCCGCGCUCCGCGCCGCCCAUCACGAGCCGGUCGCAGCUACCGACCCGUCUGGCCUCAACUGGACAGCGGGCGGGCCCGAUGCCGGCGGAGCUCCGUCGUCGGCCUCGCCACAUGGUUCGGCCGGCUCGUCGCCCAUCUCGUCAACCGAGAACACUCCGCACGCCUCGCCGCGCAAGCGCGCCCCGGUCUACUCGCGCUCCGAAAGCGUCCACGUCCCGCACAUUCCGGACUUUUUUGCCGCCCUUAGCCACGGUGCCUCCAACGCCGGCGUGCCUGUCGUCCUCAUCGACAUGCAGCUCUCGCCGGUCGUCGACCUCAUGCUCGCCUCCUCGCUCACCCUCCGCGUCAAGGAACUGUCUGCCAUGCCGUCGCUCAUCACCCACCCGGCGCUUGUGCCUUGGCGUGACGCUUUCCUUGACACGAGCGCACACACUGCCACGCUGGCCAUGGCCGACUUUGAGGUCUCGGUCGCCCUCUCGGCGUUUACCGGACACGCGUUUUCUGAGCUCGUUGUCCGCCCGCUUGUCGCCCAAAUCCUCGACGCCCUUGCCGCUCUCUCGGCCGCCGGUUUCUCGCAUGGCCUCCUCUCCGCCGCCACUGUCGUUAAUACCAACGGUCGCAUCAAGCUCUGGGGCUACGGCCUCCAGCCCAUGCUCGACAUGCUCACCUCGUCUGACGACGCCGCAAGCCUCGACCGCUCGUCGCGGUCGUCGUCGCGGGCCGGGCCGGGCUCAUCAGCCCUCUCCCGCCGCAUCGACGCCGCCGCCGCCGCACUCGCCCGCGACGUCUGGGCGCUCGGCAUUCUUGUUUCCGAGCUCCUCUCCGGUGUGCCAGCCCCGCCGCAGUCUGCCGCCCGCAAGCAGGUUCCGCCCUCGCCGCCGGGCGCCUCGCCGCUCGCGGUCUCAUUUCUCGAGGCCUGCUUCUCGGUCGGCACCCUUGCACCCGCCCGCCGAAAGUCGGCAACUCGCCUCGUCUCCGCCACCUCGAUCGAGUCGCUACUCGCUCAUCCGUGGCUGGCAGACCUCGAGUCGCCGGCCGCCACCCCGCCUGGCGGCCACCUCCGCGUCUCGUCCAACGCCUCGUCACUUGGCUUUGACUCGGGCACCGGCCUCUCGCCCACCAUGCGCGCCUUCUUCCCCUCCCAGUCGCCAGGAGACUCAUCGCUCCUCUCCAACACGACGCCGCACCCGAUCGGCUCGCCCGGAGGCACCUUGCCGCUGACGGCGGGUGCGAGCGGCUACUCGCGCUAUGCCGCCGACUUUGAGGAAAUCGGCAUGCUCGGCAAGGGCGGCUUUGGCUCGGUCUGGAAAGUCCGCAACCGGCUCGACGGCCGCCUUUACGCCGUCAAAAAGGUUGUUCUCGACGGCUUUGACUCGGUUACAGACUCCAAGAUCCGCCGCGAGGUCAUCACCCUCUCAAAGCUCAACCACCAGUACGUCGUCCGCUACUUUCAGGCCUGGAUCGAGUACGUCGACGAGGCCGACAUCGAGCCCGGGUACUCGGACUACGCCGACCCGUCGUACUCGGACGACGACACCUCCGACUCGCCGGCAGACCCGGCUGACGCCCUUGACUCGGCUCGCGGCCUGCUCGCCUUUCCCGGCGCAGAGCCUGAUGCUUCAAAGCCGUUUGACUUUGCCUUUUCGCCGCUCGCCAACCCCAUCACGCCCUCGGCCUCGAUGGACAACAUCGCCCGCUUCUCCUUUGACACCACCCUCUCGGCCGCCGCCGGCUCGCUCGCCUCGGGCUCCGAGUACUCGGACGAUUACUCGGACGAUGACGCUGACCAAGACGCUGUUGUCUUUGGAGGAGGCGUCCACGGUCACAUCUCGGCCGACGACGAGUACGAGUACUACUCGGACGACGACGGUGAGCCUGCGGCCAACCUGCCGAGCGACCUCAUUCAGUUUGGAGGAGGUGCCCGCGAUGACGACGACAACAACGAUGACGACAAUCUCAACGAGACCGUCCUGGAGACCAACCGUGCCGGCCUCGCCUUUGGCGUCCCCGCCGCUCGCCAGCGACAGUGCCUCUUUAUCCAGAUGGAGUACUGCUCGCACCGCACGCUGAGGACCCUCAUCGACGAGGCCAUCCUCACUACCGACGAAAAGUGGAAGCUCCUCCGCCAGAUCACCGAGGGUCUUGCCUACCUCCACGAGAUGGGCAUCAUCCACCGUGACCUCAAGCCCGACAACGUGUUCCUCGACAUGAACUCGGUGGUCAAGCUCGGCGACUUUGGUCUCGCCACCGACAACGUGCCCACGCCCGCCCCAGCCGCCCCGCCGCUUGCCAGCACCUCGGGCACUACACUCGCCCCAGUCCACGAGGCUGACGAGCUCGGCGAACUCGGCACACUCUUGCCCGACCCGGACAUGAUGAUCCACGAACUCGAGCUGAGCGGCGCCGACGACAACAUGACCCGCGGCAUCGGUACGCCCAUCUACCGCGCACCAGAAGUUACGUCGGCAACGUCGGCCACCUACACCGAAGCCGUGGACAUGUACGCACUCGGCAUCAUCCUCCUCGAGCUCUUCCUGCCCUUCACCUCGGGCACAGAUCGGGUCAUCACCAUCUCACGCCUCCGCGAGGCCCACCAGCUCCCGCAAGCCUUUGCCGACGAGUGGCCCUCGGUUGCCGCACUCGUCCUCGCCCUCACCCAGGCCGACGCCGCCGCCCGCCCCACCGCCGCCCAGGUCCUCCGCUCCGAGCACAUGCCCAUUCGUGAAGAAGACAUGCUUGUCUCACAAGUCAUCGACGUCAUCGCCGCCAAGGAGCAGUCCAAGUACCGCCGUGCCCUUCUCGAGUCACUCUUUGUCUUUGCCGCCCAUGACCGCGUCACCAACCCGCCUUCGGUCUCGUCGUCCAAGUCGGGCCUCCAUCACGCCGCCAAGCGCCGCUUCCACUCGACGCUUCUCACCCGCAUUGUCGACGUCCUCGCUUCGCUCGGCUCGUCGCACGGCAUGGUCCGCGUCGAAGUCCCGGUCCUCUACGCCCAGCUCGGCUUUGAGCUGCUCGCGUCGGACCUCGACCACGCCGCCAAGCACCGGUUCAUCGACUCGACUGGCCAGAUCCUCCAUCUCCCGGCCUCACUCACCACACCCUUUGCCCGCUUUAUUGCCCGCCACCGUGUCACCGACUUUCGCCGCCACGGCGUCGGGCAAAUGUACUCGGCGCCGCCUACCAAGUCGGCCGCGCCCGACGCGCCGGCCGCAAGCGGCUCCGCGGCAAGCUCGCAGGCUGUCGACGACAAACCGCCACCGCCGCGCCACGUCUCGGCCACCACCGCCGCCGGCUUUGAGCUCGGCUACACCUUUGACAUUGUUGUUCCAGUCCCAGAGCGGAGCGCGGCCGAAGAGGAAGCCGACCCGUGGCAGCCCGCAGCAUACCCUCUCGGCCCUCAGUUUGUCGGCGGCAUGCCCGGCACCACGCCGCACCUCUCGGCCUCGUUCAAGUCGAUGCGCGCCAUGCCGGCCGACCGCCCGCCGAUUGUCGGCGCGCUUGUUGAGCUUCUCGGUGUUUUCGACGAGAUGGUCUCCGCCUUUUCGCCACACCUCGAAGGCUACGCGCUGUAUGUCAACCACGUGGCGCUCUUUGAGUCGAUUGCCUCGCUCGCUGGUGUGCCGGCGUCGAUGCUCUCGCCGCUCGCGACUGCAUUUAGCGAGCACGGCGCCGGCGGCUGGCCGCUGCUUCGCACGCUCUUGCCGGACGUGAUGCCCAAGCUGACGCCUGCUGCACUUAGCCAGCUCGACUCGAUGCUGGGCCAGGGUCUCCGCGGCCCGCUCGCGCUCAUGCUCUCGCAGCUGCACCCGCUCGUGGAGCUGGUGCCCGCGCUCGCGCCGGUCUUUGCCUGCCUCCGCAUGGUCCACGAUCACGCGUCGUACAUGGGCUGGGAGCUGCCGAUCCUUCUGGACCUCACUUGUUUGGCGGGCUACCAGGCCCACUCGGGCAUCAUGUACGCGCUCGCCAAGUCGGUGCCUGGCGCGACCAAGCACGAGCCGCCGCGCUGGGCCGUCCUUGCCCGUGGCGGCGAGUACACUCGCCUCGUCAACUUGGUGGCGUACUCGGAGGAGCUUGCGCCAGUCUCGGCCGUCGCCCUCGGCUCGGUCGUGUACGUCCAAAAGCUGGCGAGUGUCGUGUACGAGCAGCUCCACGAGUCGAUGGCCGACGUCGGUGCGCUGGUUACCAUGCGGCAGCGGCGGGUGGUGUCGGACCAGGCCGGCGGUGCCUCGCGGCGCAUUGUGUCGUCGACCUCGGUCAACGCCGACCUCGGAACCAUGGCCUCGAUGGAUCAGAGCAUGCGCCGGCGACGGAAGAAGCGCCGCAACAAGCUCGCCCGCUCAACCUCGAUGGUGGUGGCCGACGCCGCCGGAACCGGCUCCGGCCUAGCCGCCGCUGAUGUUUCUGGCCCGCGUGCCGAGGUGCUGCGCGCAAGAGCCGCAGUGCUUGGCAAGGACGUGCUCGCGGUCACCGCCGAUGCCAUGGUCGUGACCCUUGCGCCGCCAGAGGGCAACAAGCGCUCGUCGCGGCUUCGCGCCCACCUCACCCGCCUCCGGCUAUGGGUUGCCGACCAGCUGCGGCACAACGGAGUGGCGGCCACGCUUGCAUACGACGAGGCGGUCUCGAUUGCGCACGCCGCCGAAGAGGCCAAGGCCAACCUGGUGCCGUACUUGCUCCUUGUCGACAAGCCGCCCGAGUCCAAGGCCGGCCUCCGCGAUCGCAGCGUCUCGCUCCGACUGGUUGACGUGGCCAUUCUCAAGGAGGCGCCGAUUGCGCCCGAUCCUGUCGUCGCCGCCACCAUCAUCCGGCGGGUGCGGACCGACGCCAUGGCGCAGUGCGCGGCUGCCGGCGUGCUCAACCCUAGCCUUGCUGCUCUCGAGGCGAUGCACGCUGCGCCGCCGCCGGCACAUGCCGCGCCACCGCCGUCGCGCGAGCCGGUGCCGUCGCCCAAGUCCGCUCGACCGGCCAGCGUUGAUGUCGACGCCGUUGCUGCCCACGCGGUGACCAAGAGCGCCGGCCCGGGCGGGUCCAGUGAGGCCGAGAUGAUCGGCCGGGCGCGCGGCGUGCUGGCCAAGCGGCUGGCUCUGCUCGGCGCGACGAUCGAGCCCGAGGCCAUGGUCCUGGUGGCGAUGCCCAAGAUUCCGGGCUCGGUCCUCUACGACGCAGCGACAAACACAAGCCGAGCCAACGUGGCGACGGCCCGGGUUGAGCUUCGCCGGCGGCACGGCAAGUACCGUGUCCUCCUCGACAAGAUGUACUCCUUGCUCGAUGACCUCUCGCCGCACGUCGCCAUCGUCUGGCUCUACUCGGACCGGGACCACGGCGUGGUCAUGCUCGACUUUGGCCAUUGAUGGGAUGGGCGUGGUGUGGUGUUCAAUUGAGGCGCGCAGUUGAGUGUCACAGCCAAGGGUACAUGUGGUCGCCAAGGCAGAAGCACAUGGCAAUGCCCAUGGCGACGAUAAAGAAAAUGAUGCCGCAGACAA
Thecamonas trahens ATCC 50062 is the source of this 5748-nucleotide messenger RNA. Its product is annotated as serine/threonine protein kinase. Bases 1 to 5616 code for a protein of 1871 amino acids. Gene Ontology annotation, cellular component: cytosol. Gene Ontology annotation, molecular function: eukaryotic translation initiation factor 2alpha kinase activity; ATP binding. Gene Ontology annotation, biological process: protein phosphorylation. The transcript has 2 exons. The record is from RefSeq and is a predicted model, not a curated record. NCBI's taxonomy places the organism in Eukaryota, Apusomonadida, Apusomonadidae.